GCAGGAAGAAAAGAGGGGCAUGAAUCAUAUUAAUGCCAAAGAUUUACAGUGGAUUGUUUCUGACUGCCAAAUGUGAACUUAAUGAAAAUAAACAAACGCACUUAUAAAAUUCGAUGAUCAAAUCUAUUCCCUCUCUCUGUCUCUCGCGGUCCUCAGAUCAGAUCUAAGAAAUUAUUCUAUUAUCAGCGGACCACUGCCUGGUAAAUUCUCUUCGUUCCUUGGGAUAGGAGAAAACAACGGAGUCCCUUUCAUUUCAAGAUGGAGUGAACAGCUGUCGCUGAGGGGGGAAUUAUUAUUUACUGGCGAGAAAAAGAUAUAGAUAUCGAAGACGAGGGGAGACUGGAGAGUUCAUCUGAGCUAAAACUUGUGGUAAGAGUAACGUAUAGUCGACAGAUAAUUACGACGACAGCAAACAAGAAGAAAGAACAAGUCGCGUGACCAAAUUAUUUCAUGAAAUUCUGCUGAUUUUCGGCGCUUUUGUUUCUUGCUAUAUUUAUUAUCUUCACUUGGAGAUUAUAGGAAAUGUCAAGGCCUACUCAUAGAGCUUCACCUGGUAUCCGGAUCUCCAGGAAUGGCCAUGGUUAUGGUUUAUGGGAUUCAGAGAAUAAAGAUAGAAAAGAAAAAGAAGAUUUGGAAAAAAGUCACUCUUCUGAUCAAAUCUAUGUAGCGCAGAGGUUCCCUUUUUGGUUUCUUUCCCAUGAUAACAAUAAUUCUCCUUCCAAAUAUGGUGUUAGUGAAAAUGGUUUUGCUUCUGAUCCUUUCAGCACUGGAAUUCCGAGAAGCCGGCACAACUUUAUGAUGCUAUUUUUGAAGUUGAGUAUAGUUGUGAUUGUAAUUUUUGCUCUUACUGGAUCAUUUUGGUGGGCAAUUUCAAUUUCUACCUCAUCAAGAAGUCAGUUAUCUCAUAACUUCAGGAAGCUUCAAGAACAACUUGUAUCUGAUUUGUGGGAAAUUGGUGAGAUAUCUGUUGGUUCUCCUAGGUCAAGAGAAGUGGAAUUUUGUACCCAGGAUGCCGAAAAUUAUGUUCCUUGCUUCAAUGUUUCACAAAAUCUUGCUGAGGGUAAUGAGUUGGAUCGACACUGUGAAGGUGGGUCAAGGCAAAAUUGUUUAGUUCUUCCUCCUGUGAAUUAUAGGAUUCCACUUAGGUGGCCAACUGGAAGAGAUGUUAUCUGGGUUGCAAAUGUUAAAAUUACUGCCCAAGAGGUACUUUCCUCUGGAAGCAUGACCAAGAGGAUGAUGAUGUUGGAUGAAGAGCAGAUUUCCUUUCGCUCAGCCUCACUACUGUUUGAUGGCGUUGAAGACUACUCUCAUCAAAUAGCAGAAAUGAUUGGGCUGAGAAAUGAAUCUAACUUCAGACAAGCUGGGGUUAGAACCAUCUUGGAUAUAGGAUGUGGUUAUGGCAGCUUUGGAGCACAUCUUUCUUCCCAACAGCUCCUAACCAUGUGCAUUGCAAAUUAUGAGGCCUCAGGCAGUCAAGUUCAACUAACUCUUGAAAGAGGACUUCCUGCAAUGAUUGGGGCUUUCACUUCAAAACAGUUGCCAUUUCCGUCUUUUUCCUUUGACAUGUUGCAUUGUGCUCGUUGUGGCAUUGAUUGGGACCAAAAAGAUGGUAUUCUCUUAAUUGAAGCUGACAGAGUUUUGAAGCCAGGUGGAUAUUUUGUCUGGACUUCACCUCUUACCAAUCCACAGCGUUUUCUCCGUAACAAGGAGAAUCAGAAAAGAUGGAACUUUGUUCGUGAUUUUGCAGAAAAUCUCUGUUGGGAGCAGUUGUCACAGCAAGACGAAACUGUUGUAUGGAAAAAGACUAGUAAAGCAAGUUGUUAUAGUUCUCGGAAGCCUGGUUCUGGCCCUUCUAUCUGCAGCAAAGUCCAUGAUGUUGAAUCUCCAUAUUACCUACCUCUUAGAGGCUGUAUCAGUGGAACACACGGCCGCCGAUGGAUUCCUAUUGAAGAGAGGACAAAUUGGCCGUCCAGAGCUAACUUAAACAAGAGAGACCUUGCCAUAUAUGGUGUAGAUGAAGAAGAAUUCAGUGAGGAUACUGAACAUUGGAAAUCAGCAGUUAGUAACUAUUGGUCUCUUCUGUCCCCAUUAAUAUUUUCAGAUCAUCCUAAGAGACCCGGCGAUGAAGAUCCUUCUCCACCUUAUAACAUGGUUAGGAAUGUGAUGGACAUGAAUGCUCAUUUUGGUGGCUUUAAUUCUGCAUUACUGGAAAAAGGGAAAUCAGUUUGGGUCAUAAAUGUGGUCCCAACUAUUGCAACCAACUAUCUCCCGAUGAUUCUUGACAGAGGCUUUGUUGGCGUAUUGCAUAAUUGGUGUGAAGCAUUCCCAACAUACCCAAGAACUUACGAUUUGGUGCAUGCAGCGGGACUUCUAUCCCUUGAAGCAGAUCAGCAUAGUUGCUCCAUGCUUGAUAUAUUCACUGAGAUGGAUCGUAUACUUCGUCCGGAGGUACCCAAACCAAAUGGGUUGGGUGAUAAUUCGUGAUGAAACUCAUCUUGUUGAGUCAGCAAGAGCUCUAACAACUAAGCUGAAGUGGGAUGCACGUGUCAUAGAAAUCGAGAGUAACAGUGAUGAGAGACUUCUUAUCUGCCAGAAACCAUUCUUUAAGAAACAAGCUAGCUGAUUCUGAGUUUUACGGGGAAGCUCAAGAAGUCAGAUCAUGGUAUUUAUAUUCAUUUAGUAGACAUCGUUCAAUUACGAUAAAGCCUCACCAUACAAUAGGAGAGACCAUUAAUUUGGAAAGGAAAGGAAGAAAUCAGAACACAGAGGAGAGCCAAACAAAUAUGAACCAUGGUGGAACCAACCACACCUUCUAUGGAGCCGCAAGGCAUACAUAGGACCAUGUAAUUACUCAAAAUUCAGGUCAAUGAAAGUGAGAGAAAAAGUAUACAAUUAGAUUCAAAAUUUAUCUUUCAUGUCAUGUCUCCUUAUAUUUAUACAAUACCAUGAUUUAGGAUUUUGAAAAUGAUUACAGAAUAAGAAUUAUUUGCUGUAGUAUGUAAAAAAUCAGGUCAGUACAUUCGUAUGAAGAAUUUUUUUUUAUUCAA
Mangifera indica (mango) is the source of this 3047-nucleotide messenger RNA. RefSeq names its product probable pectin methyltransferase QUA2. Lineage: Eukaryota; Viridiplantae; Streptophyta; Magnoliopsida; Sapindales; Anacardiaceae. Gene Ontology annotation, cellular component: cytoplasm. The coding region runs from base 523 to 2484 and encodes 653 amino acids. Gene Ontology annotation, molecular function: methyltransferase activity. The record is from RefSeq and is a predicted model, not a curated record. The transcript is spliced from 10 exons.